This is a messenger RNA of Bemisia tabaci, 2070 nucleotides long. RefSeq lists its product as uncharacterized. The record is from RefSeq and is a predicted model, not a curated record. Gene Ontology annotation, biological process: arachidonate secretion; phospholipid metabolic process. NCBI's taxonomy places the organism in Eukaryota, Metazoa, Arthropoda, Insecta, Hemiptera, Aleyrodidae. Gene Ontology annotation, molecular function: A2-type glycerophospholipase activity.
GGAAACAUACAUUCCCUUUCGCAAGUCGGAAAAUCGGUCAACCAAAGGAUAAAAGUGCGGGUAGUGCAACGGUUUUUAAAGUGCCUGUGCUGACGCGUUAUUCCGCGAGUGUCGCAGACGAAGUGACAAGGGCUUGUAUUUGCUUGCGAGAGGUCAUCAAUAAUUCCAUCGAGUGGAUUUUUUCAGUCCAUCAUCGAGUUUUGAGUAUUUUUUCCCCAGGUUGUUAUAUUUAAAUUGUUACGUUUGUCCAAGUUCGAUCGGUUCCCGGGUUGUGUUCGACUCCAUGCAAGUCUCUCCGUGCAAUCCUCUCGUGUCGGCGUCGCGCCCCGAAGAUUUUAGUCGGCCCGGAAUUUUUCCCGCUCAAGAAAAAGCAUGAAGGUGUGCAAAUGCUCCCCGAAAUUCGUCGCCCGUAAAGUGUUUUGUUCGGUUCACCGCCCGUUACACUCGAAAAGCAAAAGGAGGAACUUGGAAAUAAUGCUCAUGCACUUUCCGCUCAAGUAUGAUUAAGUGGUUGUUGUUCCUGAUGAUCUUGACGUCCAGCCUGGCUUUCGAUUGGAGUGAAAAUUUCGUGUUCCAGGAUUUCAACAAGGAUACCAGCGACCUGUACAUCAAUUACAACGGGAUUUCGGCCAAACAAAGCAUCACCAAAUCAAAAAUCAAAGGAAAAAGCGUUUCAACCAUGUUGCGACAGCUCAGUGACGGUUCACGCUUCGUCCAGAUGGUCUACGGCCCGGACGGACUACUGCAAGACUGCGAAUACUUAAAACAGAAGAAAGUCAUCAAAAAAUUUCUCAGCACUUUUCAAGACAUUCUAGAAUCAAAGACAAAUAUAACUUACUUAAAAAGCUAUCAAAAGUUACCUAGCGAUAUUAACAACUGGCUGAGCUAUAAAAAACUGAGGCAUCAGUGCAAAAAAAGCCAUCAGAAAAUUUUAAAAAUGUCAAAGCAACGAUUCGAAAAGCUGCCACCGACAACGACGACCACGGAGCCACCACCAGAAUCCGAAUUCGAAAGGAUGAAGAGAGGCCUGCAAAGGCUGGGCAUAAUGCCGGGAACUAAAUGGUGCGGACAUAGGAACGUGGCCGAUUCCCAACGGCAGCUCGGUGGAUUCACCUCGACGGAUCGCUGCUGCCGGGAGCACGACGGCUGCCAGCUCACCAUCCCGGGUCUCUCCACGAAAUUCAACGUCUUCAACCUCAGUCCCUUCACCCUCAGCUUCUGCGGCUGCGAUCUCAAGUUCAGAUCAUGCUUGAAGAUGGCUGACACGGGUAUUUCGAGUCUGGUCGGUCAGCUGUUUUUCAAUGUCGUCCAAAAGAGGUGUUUCGUGCUGAAAAAAGAAAAGGUUUGCGUCAAGCGAACCUGGUGGGGAAAAUGCAGUCGUGUCGAGUACGUGAACCAAGCCAUCGUUCGAAAUAACUCCGUAUUCUGAAAAGCCAAAAAGACGUUCUUCCUUACGAAAUAUUAAUUUUAUUAAUUUAUUGUAUUUAUUUUGUUAAUAAAUUCGCCCAAAGAGAGUGAUUGUAUAUAUUUUACUGCUAGAUACCUGGUAUCUAUUGAAAUAUAUGUAUAUGAAAACGUCUUCGUUUUGUAUCAUGUUCAGCUAAUUGAUCAAAAUCGGAAAAAUGCAAAAAUGAUUUUUUCCCCUUUUUUCCCUGAAAUUAAAGAGAAUUUAUUGGAUAGUUAAAACUGUUAAUGGUUUGAGAAAAAAUUUAGGCAUCCCGCCAAUGAGUGUCGUACAGAAAACGUGAUGAUUCAAUUUUUUUAAUCCAAUCGAUUUUUUUGCAUUGUGCUUUCUUCUGAGCAUCUCUGUGUGUCACCUGCAUACCAAACACAUACUCACUUCCAUUCAGCAAAAAUUAAUUACCUCUGUCAAAAGUAUUCACCUGAAAGUGUUAUUUUGUCGUGUGUAAGAAUAACACACAAAUAAAACCCGAACAUUUUAGAAAAAAGAUAAAUAAAGAGAAUUGGUACCAACACAAUUACCUAAAGCAAAAACCACACAUCAAGACCCAUGGGACUUCUCAGGGUGGUUUCAAUCCCUUUGUCAACCAGGCAACAGAAAAGCGAAAA